Molecule: messenger RNA, 2085 nt
Organism: Trypanosoma rangeli
Lineage: Eukaryota; Euglenozoa; Kinetoplastea; Trypanosomatida; Trypanosomatidae
Exons: 1
Coding region: 1-2085 (694 amino acids)
Source: RefSeq, a predicted model, not a curated record
AUGGUUUGCACUAACGUCAUUCGAGCUGCCAUACGUGAGGCAGUGGAAGAGGUUGUGAAGGCAACCAAAGAGGCCUGGCAUGUAUCUGAAGAGGCGGAACAAAGACUUCGCAUGGAGCGAAGACGCCUGCGAAGACGACAAGCAGAACGUGACCGCGCGGAGCAGGAGUUGCUUGACGUUGAAAACAGAAGCCUUUUAUGGGACGAAGAGGAAGGGAAGGAGCCAAAAAAUUGGGUUGGUGCAGGUGCUGAAGAGGAGAUGUUUGGCACUCCCUUAGGGCAAUCUACAAGGUGUCGUGGGCAGAAGAAACAGGGGGAGAAGCUACAGAUCAAUCCACAACCUCCGCCUGGUGACAGCUGCGGUGUAUGCCAACGCAAGGACACGGUAGGCCCUUGCGUGAAAUGUGGAUUACAAGUGUGUCUGUACUGUGGCCCUGCUGUUCCACACCGUACAUGUUGCGAGCAGCAACACAUUGACGUUGUGAAUGCUCACCGACGUCACCUGUCGCGGGAGCGGCACGAGGAGGAGCAAAUGGAAAAUGAUGCGGAACCAAACAAGGGAGAUGAAUCAUCAUUAUGGGAGGUAGGAGACCUUGCGGGUAUUCUGCCACAACGAGGUGAAAUGGAGACUUCACCGCUUGGCGUACGUCGACAACUAUUGCCUGAUGAAAGCAGCGAGGCGAAGACGGAUGACUACGAAGAGCACCCUGAAAAAGGGGAUGUGAUGAGGGAAACGAAACGGCCCGAGACUACUGGAAUGGUGGAGGAACCCAGGACAGAGCGAAAACGGUAUGAAGCCUUCUUUGUGCCGUUAACCUGUGAUGCGGAGCCGAGGCGGCCAAAGCCGCCGACGCCAAGAAAUUACGUCCCGGGUGUGUUUACCGCGACGUCGAGGCUUGCAAAGGCGGAGCGGAGGUGCAGUCCGCCUGUGCGUCGUGCACGCAGCAACCGACGCGUGGACCCUGCCACCGAAAAGGAGGCGCGGCAGUGGCACUCGCGAUUCCCCGGGAGUGCCCCGAAGGAGCGUCCGCCGUGCUACGCCAACCAAAAACAGUACCGCCAGCCAGAUCUCCGCCAGCCCUUCACUGCGUUGCAUCGACAGGCCAAGGAUCCACUGCUUGGCCGUCUUGACUGUGACUGGCGACUUCGCCGACGGGAAACGGAGCGGGUCGUAAUGCAGGAUCCACUUUCUGGGUCUAGAGGACCAUCCUCUACUAGUCAUCGGGAAAGCAAGCUUCCGGCUAAAACAGCGCGCCUGUCGCGAGGCAUGGCAGAGCGUAUUUCUCCCGUAGACCACUCCAUCGAGCUCGAUGAUAGCGUUAAUGAAUUUGCCCGCCGAGACCCCAAUGGACUUGAACGCACCUACUACGCCGGAAAGCCUGUGCGACCUCCUGAACAGGAGUACAACUCGGAUGACGUGGCAGACAUGAGCCAUCGCUACAAUACACGAAGGCAGCAUCAGGAACAGUAUAGGCCGAGGAAAUUGCCGUCUGGAGAAGAUGAACAGCAUGUAAACGUGCGCCGGGAACGCGUGAUUCUCACGAGUUAUCAUGAAUUGCCUCAUUACACAGGGACACAGCGGCGUAACGAGUCGGUGCGGUAUGACGCACGACAGUGUGACGAGUACAACGUCCACACCACGCCAACGCUGCAGCAGUUAGACCAGCGUCUUCGGCAUCUGCAACGGCAUCGCGUUUUUGAUCGUUCGUAUGAGCGCUCCCCUGACAUUCAUUGCUUGCGUCACCACCUCCAUCAAGAGACCGAGAGGAACUACCGACACGCUGCAGCAUCUAGUACGGCACGACGGCCCACAGCAUGUCAUGAUCCCUGUAUCACUGUUCACCUCUUUCCGAACACCUAUGAUUCCACGGCAACAACAGCCACCGCGUCAAGGCAGAGGACACGCGGAGGAAGCAGCCGGCGACACGCCAGUCGUAUUGGUAGGCGUUCAACGCCCCGGGUUAUUUCCCCACCGUGGCGAACAGAUUUAAACUCUGAACUUGUGCGUCCUCCGUGGAAUUUUGAGCAGCCGCACUCAUUUAUAGCAAAGCCGUACAAGCAAAUUUUGUUGCCUUUUGAAUCAUAA